This is a messenger RNA of Musca vetustissima, 2168 nucleotides long. Its product is annotated as DDB1- and CUL4-associated factor 6-like. The transcript is spliced from 3 exons. Bases 6 to 2168 code for a protein of 720 amino acids. Lineage: Eukaryota; Metazoa; Arthropoda; Insecta; Diptera; Muscidae. The record is from RefSeq and is a predicted model, not a curated record. Gene Ontology annotation, molecular function: protein binding. Gene Ontology annotation, cellular component: cytoplasm; Cul4-RING E3 ubiquitin ligase complex. Gene Ontology annotation, biological process: positive regulation of transcription by RNA polymerase II.
GAGAAAUGUCACGCGACACACUCUCAAGGGAUAGUGUGUUUCGCACAAUAUUACAACGUGACCAUUACAAUCCGCAUGUGAUACGAAGAAAUUUAAUUGCCAGCAGCAAAGAUUCCCUCGAUUAUGUCCAGCGUUUGGGUCUUAUGUGCCGGCUGCCCAUUCACUCGGGCUGUGUCAACACGGUGCAUUGGAAUAGUACCGGGGAGUAUUUAAUCAGCGGUUCAGAUGAUCAGUUUGUUGCCGUCACAAAUCCGAAUAAUCAACAAGUUCUACUCAAAUAUAAGACAGCACAUCGGGCGAAUAUCUUCAGUGCCCGAUUUAUGCCUCAGUCGAAUGAUCAGGCUAUUGUAUCAUGUUCGGGAGAUGGCAUAGUCUUGCACACAGAACUGCUGGCACCGUACAUACGCAGACGUCAGGGUUCCGAUGAACCGAUGCCAUCGGUGUACGAACGAAUAUCGGAUAAUGACAGCAAUGUUGGCUGGUUUAGUUGCCAUAAGAGUGGUACCACCUAUGAGGUAAUGACAGUUCCUACAGAACCGCGGUCAUUUAUGAGCUGUGGCGAAGAUGGCACCGUGCGCCUAUUCGAUUUACGCAAAAUCUCCAGUUGUCACAAGACUUGCUGUAAGGAUAACAUUUUCAUCUUCAGUCCUUCGGCUGUGAAUGCCAUGGAUCUGGCACCAAUCAGCAGCAACUAUGUUGCCGUUGGCAGUUCCGAUGCCGUUGUCCGCAUCUAUGAUCGUCGUUAUUUAUCUGUGAUCGAUUUUAGUGAUAGUUCCAUACCAACAACAGAACGCCAUACGCGUCCCGUUAAAGCCUAUCCCAUACCACUGCCCACAAAUCGUCAGUUUCGUAUUACCUGUGUACGUUACAGUCCUGACGAGUCUGAGCUAUUAGUUAGUUAUUCAUCGGAGUAUUUAUAUUUAUUUGAUUUGAAAAGUGAGGGUGUCGAUGUGAGCGAUUUGUCAAAGAAGGGACGUCUCCUCAAUCGUGAUAGUACACCGCCGCCCACAAUGACGGCCGAGCAGGUUACAAGAAGGCUAAGACUGCGAGGCGAUUGGUCGGACACGGGGCCAGAUGCAAGGCCGGAGCGUGAUGUAAGUGGUAGGGGCGAAGUGGGACAGGUUAGACCUCAGUUGCAGGCCAAUAUUAUGAGUCGUAUGACGGAGGUGAUAUCGCGUAUGUUAAAUGAUCCCAGAACACGAAUGGGAUUGACCAAUCAAAUGCAGGAAACGCUAAGAGAAACAUCUCACGAGGGCAGUGAAAGUUUGGUAAUGGAUACAAGAGAUGCGGCAGGUGAAGCCCGCCCCUCAACAUCGUCAGCAUGGCGCCGGGCCGCUGCCAGUACCUUGGCCGCCAAUCACUCAUCCUCCGUCGAUACUCAAGAUUCGGUGCAUAAUUCUACGGGAACAACCACGCAUAGUCACAGUGUUGAUGAUGUUGAAAUGUCCGAUCCAACUUCAUCGACAAAUCAAGAUACCACAACCACCACCAACACAACAACCUCAGCAACAGAUCCCGAUUUCCAAGAUGAUUCAGCCUCAUUAAAUCAAGAAUUAGCCGAUCUGGAAAUGGAAACCAAAGAGGUCAUAUUCGAUUAUUUACGCAUGAAAUACACGGGUCAUCGUAAUGCCCGUACCAUGAUAAAGGAAGCGACAUUUUGGGGUAAUAAUUAUGUUAUGUCCGGUUCCGAUUGUGGUCACAUAUUCACCUGGGAUAGACGCAGCGGAAAGCUGGUAAUGUUAAUGCAAGCCGAUCAACAUGUUGUCAAUUGCCUACAGCCGCAUCCGGAGCUGCCAUAUUUAGCAUCAUCGGGCAUCGAUUAUGAUGUGAAAAUCUGGGCACCAAUACUCAAGGAGAAGAGCUUUAACGAAGAGGAAGCUGAAGAUCUAAUGAAACGUAAUGCCAUCAUGUUGGAACAGACCAAAGAUACGAUAACGGUGCCGGCUGCCUUUAUGAUACGCAUGUUGGCCUGCAUACAUUCGUUGAGGAAUCGGGAACGUAAUCAAAAUUCCAAUGAUGGACCAGCGGUACCGGGUACGGCAAAUGACAACGACAAUGAAGCUACAGGUGAUAAUAAUACAACCAAUACAACAACAACAACUACUACGAGUAGUAACAACAACAGUGGCAAUAAUUCAAAUCCAGAGGAUGAUGAAGAGAUUAACUAA